AUGGCACGAGGUGCGUCAAAGUGGCGGCAAAGUCGCGCACAGCACACCCAGUUGGCAGCGUCCUUUAGCAUUGAAGCAUUGGCCGACACGCCCAUCGACGUCAAAGACGGCUCGUUCCGCCGAUGGACCAUCCACGACUACACGAGCCGAUACAAAGCCGGGACUGCCACGCCGUCGCAAGUCAUCGCAACGGUGCUCGACGCCAUCGACGCUUCGAAUGUAUUGUCCCCUCCCUUGUUGGCGUUCGUCAAAGUCAAUCGGGACGCCGUUCUCCAAGAAGCUGCCGCCGCCACUGAACGAUAUGCACGCGGCACCCCCCUGGGAGUGCUUGAUGGCGUUCCCGUCGCCGUGAAAGACGAGCUCAAUGUCGUCGGGUACACGACUUCAUUCGGCACGUCGUUCAUGAACGACAUGGCUACCGAGGACGAUGCUCCCAUCGCUCGCCUUCGCCAAGCUGGCGCCAUAUUCGUGGGGAAAACCAACAUGCACGAGAUCGGCAUGGGGACGUUUGGCAUCAACAUCUUCACUGGCACCCCUCGCAACCCAUACAACGACCAGCACAUGACCGGCGGGUCCUCCAGCGGGUCUGCCGCGGCCGUGGCAGCUGGCCUCGUGCCCCUCGCCAUCGGCUGCGACGGAGGGGGGUCGAUUCGAAUUCCCGCCGGAUUGUGCGGCAUCGUGGGGAUCAAGGCCACGUACAUGCGCGUUCCGUUCCACUUUCAAGGCGGUCCCAGUGUCGCGAACGUCGGGCCGUUGGCAGCCACGGUGCAGGAUCUGGCGUUGGCGUACGCGGUGCUCGGUGGGGCCGACCCCGACCAGCCGUUGAGUGUGUGCCAGCCCCCGCCGUUCGUGCUGCCCCCCUCGACGCCUCCGUCCUUGGCAGGGCUCCGGGUCGGCGUCUUUUCUGCCUACGUCGAAGGGUCGGAUCCGCAGAUUAAAUCGGCGUUCUGGGACACCGUCGCGUACUUGAGAGAACUGGGGGCCACGGUGGUCGAAGUGGAAAUUCCCCACCUCCAAGCGCUGCACUUGAGUCACUCGAUCACGAUUUUGACCGAGAUUUCGCUGCUGAUGGACACCCAACCCCAACAUUUGUUUAGCCCUGACGUUCAAAUCGCUCUGGCCCUUGGACAGGAAACGCUAGACUCGAUGGACUUUUUGGCGGCGCAAAAGGUGCGCGCGUAUGCUAUGGAAGCGACCGACGACUUGUUUGCCCAAGUGGAUGUAUUCGUCACGCCAACCACUGCAACUUUGGCCCCUCGACUGGAAAAUGACGUGUUCAAGGCGGGGCUGUCGGAAUUGUCGCUCACGACAGCCUUGAUGCGGUAUAUUCUCCUGGGGAAUAUGGUGGGCAUUCCAGGAUUAUCGGUGCCCGUGGGGUAUGCGACAGAGUCCAAUUUGCCCGUUUCCAUGCUGUUCCAGGCCAAACACUGGAACGAGCAUGUGCUGUUUGACGUCGCGCGACUCGUCGAAGCGCAUGCCGUCGCAAAAAAGCCCUCCGUGUACUAUUCCAUCUUGGAGUAACUAUGCGUCCAGAACGAAUAGGCCACUCAACACGUUUUUCGCGGAUUUGCAUUUCGCGUUGGUAAGAUGCUGUCAUAUUUUUAGCUUGAAA
Messenger RNA from Aphanomyces astaci, 1612 nucleotides. RefSeq lists its product as hypothetical. The record is from RefSeq and is a predicted model, not a curated record. Gene Ontology annotation, molecular function: catalytic activity. Bases 1 to 1521 code for a protein of 506 amino acids. The transcript has 3 exons. Lineage: Eukaryota; Oomycota; Saprolegniomycetes; Saprolegniales; Verrucalvaceae.